GGGUCCUGAAUUUACACUCGCUGAAUAAACGACAGAGCGGUUGAUACAGGAAUAAGCAACAGCGCAUCACAAAACUCGGAGCUGUCGCCAUUUACCUGUAGCUUUUUCAGGGAUAUCGAUAUUUAAUUCAUUUGAGUCCAUUCGUGUCGUGAUAUUUAAGUGUUACGGGAGAAACAAAUCGUUCUGUGAAGACUUGAGUGAAGAACGCGAAUAUCCGGGAGUGUAGCAUCCGUGGCUAUUAGACUAAACGCAUCAAAUCUGUCCGCCAGUAAUAUUUGGAUUUCUGUUUGAGCAGAUUUUAGUGGCCGGAAAGUUGUGAUACUUCGAUUACUUUGUUUGACAUUUAUCAUAUCGUCCAUAGAAGUCGAUUAUUUAGAUAACGUUAUAAUCGCGAAGGCUCCGGAGGCCGCGGAGCUGCGCUGCUAGCUUCUCACCCGCAAGUCGGCAAAGAGGAAAUUAAACGGUGAUUUCAUAUCUUGGGAUUUCAGUGGACCACUAACUCUCCCCUCGACAACCACACUUCUACACGGACUCAUAUUGUUUGAGGAUUUAUCAUUUUCUUCUCAUUGUCAGAGGAUUUUCCUCCUCCGUGUCCUCAGCUAUCACCGACUAGCUGCUUCCGGCGAGCUGGCGACGCCGCUUAUCUCAGGAUAGACUAAACUCUCUGCCUCCUGCCUUUGAGGUGUGAGUCAGCCAGACUUCUUUUCCUGUGACUGGGCUGUCAGUUAUCAGUCAGUGAUGUCAGAAGAAGGAAAGCCGAACGCCGCACCUGCGCCUGCAUCCGCUAUGGACUCGAAGUCUGAGUCCACAGCCUCGCCGCCGACCGGCCAGGGGGUUUCAUCUGUGUCUCCUCCGGUGUCCACAGUAACACAGCCUGCACCUUCUGCAACUGAGGAUGAGGAGGAGGAGAGCGAGGAUGAAUCUGAGAUUCUGGAGGAAAGCCCCUGUGGACGCUGGCAGAAACGGAGAGAAGAGGUUAACCAGCGCAACGUCCCAGGUAUCGACAAUGCUUAUCUUGCCAUGGACACAGAGGAAGGUGUGGAGGUGGUGUGGAAUGAGGUCAUGUUUUCUGAACGGAAGAACUUCAAGCUGCAAGAGGAAAAAGUGAAAGCGGUGUUUGAUAACCUCAUCCAGCUGGAACAUGUGAAUAUAGUAAAGUUUCACAAGUACUGGGCAGAUGUGAAGGAGAACAGAGCCCGGGUUAUUUUCAUUACAGAGUACAUGUCUUCUGGGAGCCUGAAACAGUUUCUAAAGAAGACAAAGAAGAAUCAUAAGACUAUGAAUGAAAAGGCAUGGAAACGCUGGUGCACUCAGAUAUUAUCUGCCUUAAGCUAUCUGCAUUCAUGUGAACCUCCCAUUAUCCACGGGAACCUGACAUGUGACACCAUUUUCAUACAGCACAAUGGACUCAUCAAAAUCGGUUCAGUGGCCCCAGACACCAUUAAUAACCAUGUGAAAACAUGUCGGGAGGAACAGAAGAGUUUGCACUUCUUUGCUCCAGAGUAUGGAGCUGUUGCCAAUGUCACUACAGCUGUGGACAUCUAUUCCUUUGGAAUGUGCGCCUUAGAGAUGGCUGUGCUGGAAAUCCAAAGUAAUGGAGAGUCCUCAUAUGUGUCACAAGAAGCCAUUAAUAGUGCCAUCCAGUCUCUGGAAGACCCACUGCAGAGAGAGUUUAUUCAGAAGUGUCUGGAGGUGGACCCCGACAAGAGGCCCACAGCCAGAGAGCUGCUUUUCCAUCAAGCUCUGUUUGAAGUGCCUCUUUUGAAACUCUUGGCUGCACACUGUAUCGUCAGUCACCAGCACAUGAUCCCUGAAAAUGCUUUGGAAGAAAUGACCAAGAACAUGGACCCCAACCAGGUCAUUAUGGAAAGGAAAGAGGUCCAACUAAAACUCUCACAGUUUCCUGCUUUAGAGCUUGACAAGUUUCUUGAAGAUGUGAGGAACGGGAUUUAUCCGCUGACUGCCUUCGGAGUGCCCUGCCCACAGCAGCCUCAGCAAGAGGCUGUCAAGUCCCCCAUCGUGCCACCCUCUGUCAAAACACCUACGCCUGAGCCUGCAGAGCUGGAGACCAGGAAGGUCGUACAAAUGCAGUGCAACAUUGAGCCUGUGGAGGAAGGAGCAAAACAUCAUUUGACCUUACUGCUAAAACUGGAAGAUAAGCUGAACCGACACUUGAGUUGCGAUUUGGCACCAAAUGAGAAUGUACAGGAGUUGGCUGUGGAACUGGUGCAGCUUGGCUUCAUUAGUGAGGGGGAUCAGCCACGUCUCACUACUGUGCUGGAGGAGGCGUUCUCUAGAUUCUACAGCCGUAACGGCUCUCUGAAUCCUGUAACCGUCUCCUCAUAGCAAAGGGUCGAAUCUGCCAGCUCCUCUCCACCAUCCUUUAUCUUCAUGCACGGGACGGGACUCUAACGCUUCAUCACUCGGAAGAUUUUGUGCGAGCUUUGCGGGGAGGGAUCAGAACGCCUCGAACUGAGCCUGAGAAAGAAAAACACCCCUGCGCUCUGUUCUUCACACUGCUUUAGGUGGUGGAAAAGUGUUGGCUGGUGGUUCCCGUGUACAUUUAUUCUGUCAGUGUAGCAGUCUGCUUCUCUGUUUUAAAAGAAGAAAAAAAUGACUCGGUUAUUAUUUAAAUCAGUAUUACGAGCUGUAUUUUGGAGCGUUUUUGCUUACAGUAUGUGUGGGAUGGGUUACUUCUGGUUUGCACUUCUUCUUGCAAAUCUUUUUUUGUUGUCUUUUUAGGCACAUCACAUGCAUAUUUCAUGGUCUUUUAUUCACUCUUUCAAUCAUUCAUUUAUUCUUUUUUUAUUCUAAGAGGAAUGCGUUACUGCGUUAUUUUGAAAUUACCAAAUUACAUUGUCUUUGUACCUUUUAAGGCACACAUUAAUUGUGGUAAACUUUGGUCUGCAAUGCAAGAUCUACGACGACUGUGAAAGGAAAGGGGUUCUCGAAAUGUUGAAAAAAGCAAACAGAUUAUUUAUCUAUAUGCGUAUGGUCUAUCUUGAAGCGUGUUUCACUUUCAUCAUUGUGGCGGCUGUUUUUUUCCUUUAUUACCUGUGAAUGUAUGCUGUAAGUUUUCAUUUUAAUGGUUUCUAAGAGAAGGGCACCUGUCUGUUUUCCCUGUAUGUGACACAGUUAUGAGUUUCAGUAUAAAGAAAUGAUCUCCAGUGCACCAGAUGUGUUAAAAUGUGCCUUCAACAGACACAAUCAGUCCAUAUUCAGAAGACCCAUAGACAAACACAUUGUAUUAUUCCUUUUUUCAUUGUGCAGAUCCUGUAGUGUUUUCUUUCUCAACUGGUCUGCAUGCUAGUAUACUGUAACAUUUUUUUUGUAUUUGCAGUAUAUAAAAACUCCUAGGGUUUCUGAUGGAGCGUUUUUUGUGGGGGCGGCAUUUCAGUCCAAAUUAGCAAUUUGCACUGAUUUGUUUUAUGUUGAUGGCAAUAACUUUCAUAUUCACCUCGAUGGUACAUCAAAAUCAUCUAAUUUGAAAUUAUGCAUGAAAUGUGGUUAAACAACUGAAAAAUUCUAGUUUUCUUUACAAUUACAAAAAUGGUUCGAAUUGCGAAUUGCUUUAGACAUUGGACAGUAGAGUGGAAGCAAAAAAAGCACUUUUUUUUUUUUUUUUUUUUUUUUUUUUUUUUUUUGUUAAUGCAGACCAGCAGUGACAAAUUAGAACGAUUUUAAAUGGGUGAUUCAUUCUGUGCUUGUUUUGAAAGAAAUGACAGGCUUCGUAUCAAUCCCUCUCUCAUUUUGGUCUGUUUAACAGGAGGAAACGAUUGCCCAAAAUCAUUUUGAAGUGUCUAGUUUGUCUCAUAAAAAACAUUAAGAAACUCAUAACUGCUUUUACUCUGUUAACCCUCUAUCUUUUCAAAUUUGCACCAUUUAUUGAUAUAAAGAUGAGAUACGGAGUACUUC
Labeo rohita (rohu) is the source of this 3915-nucleotide messenger RNA. It is a transcript of the gene nrbp1, whose product is annotated as nuclear receptor binding protein 1. Gene Ontology annotation, molecular function: ATP binding; protein kinase activity. Gene Ontology annotation, cellular component: endomembrane system; cytoplasm. The record is from RefSeq and is a predicted model, not a curated record. Lineage: Eukaryota; Metazoa; Chordata; Actinopteri; Cypriniformes; Cyprinidae. Bases 739 to 2346 code for a protein of 535 amino acids. Gene Ontology annotation, biological process: protein phosphorylation; endoplasmic reticulum to Golgi vesicle-mediated transport; intracellular signal transduction. The transcript is spliced from 18 exons.